GUAUUUUCGUCAACACGGGAAAAAACUUGUAGCCUAUAAAUAAACCCUCUAACCCUCAAUCCCUCACUUCUCUUCACUCUAUUGUUUGCCUUUCUUCUCUUGCGGCUAGGGUUUUAGCGCAGCUUCUUCUAGAUACUCAAAGGCAGUUAUGGGUAAGGAAAAGGUUCACAUCAGUAUUGUGGUCAUUGGUCAUGUCGACUCUGGGAAGUCGACUACCACUGGUCAUCUAAUCUACAAGCUUGGAGGAAUUGACAAGCGUGUGAUUGAGAGAUUCGAGAAGGAAGCUGCUGAGAUGAACAAGAGGUCAUUCAAGUAUGCCUGGGUGCUUGACAAGCUUAAGGCUGAGCGUGAAAGAGGAAUCACAAUUGAUAUUGCCUUGUGGAAGUUUGAAACCACCAAGUACUACUGCACAGUCAUUGAUGCUCCUGGACACAGGGAUUUCAUUAAGAAUAUGAUUACAGGGACAUCCCAAGCUGACUGUGCUGUGCUGAUCAUUGAUUCCACCACUGGUGGUUUUGAAGCUGGAAUUUCCAAGGAUGGGCAAACUCGUGAACAUGCUCUUCUUUCCUUCACUCUCGGUGUGAAGCAGAUGAUCUGUUGCUGUAACAAGAUGGAUGCCACCACUCCCAAGUACUCCAAGGCUAGGUAUGAUGAAAUUGUGAAGGAAGUCUCCUCGUAUUUGAAGAAAGUGGGAUACAACCCAGACAAGAUUCCUUUUGUUCCAAUCUCUGGUUUUGAGGGAGACAACAUGAUUGAGAGGUCCACAAACCUCGACUGGUACAAGGGACCUACCCUGCUUGAGGCUCUUGACCAAAUCACUGAGCCCAAGAGGCCAUCUGACAAGCCCCUCAGGCUUCCUCUUCAGGAUGUCUACAAGAUUGGAGGUAUUGGAACUGUGCCUGUGGGACGUGUUGAGACUGGUGUCAUCAAGCCUGGAAUGGUGGUGACUUUUGCACCAACUGGAUUGACAACUGAAGUUAAAUCUGUUGAGAUGCACCAUGAAGCUCUCACAGAAGCUCUCCCUGGUGACAAUGUGGGGUUCAAUGUGAAGAAUGUUGCUGUUAAGGAUCUCAAGCGUGGUUAUGUUGCUUCAAACUCCAAGGAUGAUCCUGCUAAGGAGGCUGCUAACUUCACCUCCCAGGUUAUCAUCAUGAACCACCCUGGUCAGAUUGGAAAUGGCUAUGCUCCUGUUCUGGAUUGCCACACCUCCCACAUUGCUGUCAAGUUUGCUGAACUUAUGACCAAGAUUGACAGGCGUUCUGGUAAGGAGCUCGAGAAGGAGCCUAAGUUCUUGAAGAAUGGUGAUGCUGGUUUCGUGAAGAUGAUUCCAACCAAGCCAAUGGUGGUGGAGACCUUCUCUGAGUACCCACCUCUUGGACGUUUUGCUGUGAGGGAUAUGCGUCAGACUGUUGCUGUGGGAGUCAUCAAGAACGUUGAGAAGAAAGACCCUACUGGAGCCAAGGUCACCAAGGCCGCCCAGAAGAAGAAGUGAAUCGUGCUGGGUGGUGGUUCAUCAGGGGAUGGUUACAAUAAAUGCUGGUUUCUUGCUUGUACUCUUGUGUCAUCGCUAGGUAGAUUGUUUUUCGUACUUAGUUUGAAGUUUCCACCAUCAUCUCCCAACUUUUGUUCCCAGAAUUGGGUUCUUGAUCGACGGUGGCGGCUCUUUUAUUAUUAUUAUUAUGUGUUUUUAUGUGUUUUUGUGUUUUUGUGAGAACCCCUGAUUACAUUUUUGUAAGCGCAGCAAGUUUUACCGCUUUGCUGCGUUGUUUGUUUGCAUUUUAAAUAUCAGACUUUUUAUAUUUGUGUUUUAAA
Vigna unguiculata (cowpea) is the source of this 1812-nucleotide messenger RNA. RefSeq names its product elongation factor 1-alpha. The record is from RefSeq and is a predicted model, not a curated record. Lineage: Eukaryota; Viridiplantae; Streptophyta; Magnoliopsida; Fabales; Fabaceae. Gene Ontology annotation, biological process: translational elongation. Gene Ontology annotation, molecular function: GTP binding; translation elongation factor activity; GTPase activity.